Molecule: messenger RNA, 1305 nt
Organism: Acanthochromis polyacanthus (spiny chromis)
Lineage: Eukaryota; Metazoa; Chordata; Actinopteri; Pomacentridae
Exons: 3
Coding region: 120-734 (204 amino acids)
Source: RefSeq, a predicted model, not a curated record
CGCCUGCGCACUAUCCAAAUCCGGAGUUGUCACGUGUCCAAACAAACGUUGCUGCUCAAAGUUUGUUCCGGUGUUUCCUCCGUGUCUAUCCAUGAAACAGCUGCAGAUGUUCAGGAUCAAUGGCGUCCAGUGUCACCGAGUGGAUCACAUCGGGUUUCAACAUCAUUCUGUCUGCCACUGCUCUGUUCUCUUCUUAUAAACUCUUUAAGAACCACAGGGGUCCUUCAGUCGGCCUCUUCCUGCUCGGCCUCUCUGCAGCUCUUUGCCUCUUUCCUUCCUCCGGUUCAAACCUCAGCUCCUUCCAGAGAGAAGCCGUGUGGGCCGGAGAGCUCCUGGCUCCGGCGCUGGUCUCCUUCGACUUCUUGUGGCUCAGCCAAGACCACAACACGGCUCACAUCCUGCUGUGUGGCUCCUGCCUGCUGCUCGGCCUCUCCGAUUGGCUCUCAGCGGACUCCCUGACCGCCAUGACUCGCUGCCUCGGCCUGUCGUCUCUGUCCUGCAGCCUGACGGUGUGUCUGUUUGCCGGUAACGCUUUAGGGGCUUUGGGCGGCGUGGCCCUCAGCCUGCCUUUAUUCGUUGCCCCGGCGAACUCUUUAGCUCCGCUCGUUUCUGCAGCUGCCAGGGAAGGACUGAUGGAGUGGAUUUUAAAAGGCUCGCUGUCAAUAGGCUGCUGGGCCUCAACGCAGGCUCUGGGGAAAUAUCUGUUGGAUGUGAAUGAGCGAUACGACAUUUAACCAAGUGACAAAUGCAGAAGUUUAGUGUGCCGAUUAACCCAAAAUAUAAGCUGGUUUCACUUUAGAUGGCAGCUGUGUUACAUGGAUUGGACAUGUGGCUGCUGACAACAAGACAAAAAGUGGAUCUGGAGGCAUCUGAGUGGAAGAUGUUCAGAUCUGGAGGGAUGAGGAUCAGGAAUAAGCUGAGGCUGGACAGUUUAUGUGCCAAUGAGAUAUGCUAAAUGUUUUGGGAGUGGUAAAAAUGGAGCUGCUGACGAUUAGCUGGUUUCACAAAUGUCAAGAAUUCAGUUGAAUUAAAUGUGUUUUAUGAGUUUUAAACAGAUGAUCUGACAAACAAAGAAAAUUGUUUGAUGUUUAAGAAAGUUUAAUCUCUGAGAAAUGGUGAUUUCCAUUCCAUUUCCUGACAUUUAAUAAGCUAAAUAACUAAUCUAACAAAUAUCUGAUGGAUAGGUUGUGCCACACCAGUUUGGAGCUAACGGAGAAAAUACUGACAUUGUAACAUUUCUGCAAUAUUAGGAAUACAGGAAUUUUCACUGGAUGACUUGAAUAAAACUAUUGGGAGAGAAUUUAU